This is a messenger RNA of Penicillium longicatenatum, 690 nucleotides long. Its product is annotated as GNAT family N-acetyltransferase. The record is from RefSeq and is a predicted model, not a curated record. Lineage: Eukaryota; Fungi; Ascomycota; Eurotiomycetes; Eurotiales; Aspergillaceae. Bases 1 to 690 code for a protein of 229 amino acids. The transcript has 4 exons. Gene Ontology annotation, molecular function: acyltransferase activity, transferring groups other than amino-acyl groups.
AUGGCGAAGGUCUCAUUAACGCAUGGCAGAGAUAAGCAUCUGAACCCCGUCGCACGACUCAACGGUCGUGUUUUCGAUACAGACCCCGUCGUCACAUACAUGCUACUAGAAAUGUCACAGGAGGAGCGCCUUGCCUAUUUACCUAUCUACUGGACUACACUCGUCAAGUCGGCUCUGCUGAACGAUGCGGUCAUCACCGAGGCGGAUGGUUGGAAAGCUGCAUCCGUUAUUAUCCCACCUGGAAAAUGCAUUGAUAAUGUCUGGACGCUCAUUUAUGCUGGAUUCCUUUGCGUUCUGUGGAGGCUUGGCUUCUCGGGGUUGAAGCGUCUUUGGACGGAGUUUUCCGGUAUGACGAACAAUGCCAAAAAGAAAGGACUGCGCGGUCACAAGCGGUACUAUUACAUUUUCAGUAUUGGAACGGAGCCUGAGUACCGUGGGAAAGGGUUGGCAAAAGCCAUCAUGCUCGAGCAUCAGCAUACGGCCCGGUGCGAUAGUGUCCCUAUAUGGCUCGAGGCUACGAGUCCAGGCUCUCGUAAUCUCUAUCUGUCGUUAGGAUUCAAAGAGAUUGAAGAGAUUAUCGUUGGUAAAGGCAAGGUUGCUGCAGAUGCUACAAGACAGCCAGGUGGUCCGGGAAUUCCUAUCUAUGCGAUGGUAUGGUGGCCGGAACAGGUGCACUCUGCGCCGUUAUGA